This is a messenger RNA of Puma concolor (puma), 1282 nucleotides long. The record is from RefSeq and is a predicted model, not a curated record. Lineage: Eukaryota; Metazoa; Chordata; Mammalia; Carnivora; Felidae.
GCCCUGGGGGCUGAGGGCGGGCGCCGUCCGGACGUUGCGCACGGGCUCCGCUCUGCUGUCUGGAAGAAGAUGUUAAAAACCUUCAGCAACUAUCACGGUGAUGGAUUUCUGUCAGGAAAAUGCGGCUGAGUUAGAAAAUAGUGAAAACGAUGAGACUCAAAGCCCAGAAAAAACGGAAUUAACCUAUACUUGCCCAGAUGAAAGAAGCGAGAAGAAUCACGUUUGUUGUCUUCUCCACAUCAGCGACAUUACGCUUGAACAAGACGAAAAAGCCCGUGACUUCGUCAUCGGAACUGGAUGGGAAGAAGCCGUGCAAGGCUGGGGAAGGACAUCUCCAACGGCCUGCAUCUGGUCCAGGAAGAAGCUUAAAAAGACGAGGGUGAGAGAAAGUGCCAGCAGCUGCUUACUCUGUGUCAGUCUCUCCCAAGGGAGUUCUGAGGCCGGGCCUCAGUCGGAGGUGGGGAAGUCGGGGUCUGUGGGUCUGGAGAAGGCUCAAGGCAGCCCCUCCCAGACUCAGGGGACCCGCCGAGGCCCCACCACUGCCUCCGGGGAGAUUAGCAAGAUCUGCUUUCCCACUUCCAGUCAGGGAGAGAAAAAAAGUCUGCAAAUAAAGGAGUUUAUUUGGUGCAAGGAAGACUGGGCCACCCCUGAGGCUAUUAGGGGCAAGGGCCCGGGCCAAGGUCCCUCCAUCUCAGACUCCUUGACUUCCAGGGCCCUUUUAGUCCUACCUCCCCUGAAGGCUUCACCCCCAUACGGCUUGGAUGUUCUGGGUAAGAAGAGUAAGAACUUUUUCUUGCAGCCAGAAGAGAAGGUGCUGAGCGUGGAAAAGGAUGAGUGUGUGGCUUGUGCGCGUGGACUGAAAAGGGUUGACGGGAAAGGUGAAAAGAGACCUGUUGAGCUGGCCGAGCACCCUAAGGUCAAUGACACAUUGCCUUUCCCUCCCCGGGCGGCCCCCGCACCCCUGCUGGCGGAUCACGAGAGGGGCUGCCUGCACUGGUCCUUCCUGCCCGAGAAACACCUGGUGUGCCCUCCCGAUCCCGGCAACGUGCGCUGUCCGGCCACCGUGCAGCUUUUGCAGAAACAGGGGGCGCAAAACUACAAAGCCAGAUUCAAAGCCAGGGAGCCAAGACCUGCCGUGAACACCCAAAAGCUCGUUCUCACGGAGGCCAAGCAGGAAAACAGGCCCAAAACGUUGGAGACCAAAGUGUUCCCGAAAACUCUCUUGCCCUCCCUCACAGUGAGCAGAGUUGUUAUUCCUGUCUCCACUCACAGACUCCUCUGA